CAACCAUGAGGGCGCAUUGCCGUUGCGCUGAGACUGCCAGCACUUCCCCGCGGUGCGCGGUACCAGCGCCGAAUAGAAUCCUGCGGCGCGUCACGGCGCAGCGAGGAUGCACGAAACAGCUCAUGUGCAUUCAUCCAAGGUUAAACAGUAUUAAUGCAGCCGCUGCUGUCCCAAUUCAGCAACCAGGGACACAGCCGACUUCUUUUGGUCCACGGCCUGAUUUGACGUCGGGCUUCCAAUCAGAUAUCCUGGGCCUUGGUCAGGCAAUUGUGGACUUAAGCUCUAGCGUGUCCGACGACGUCUUGUUCCAGUUUAACGUGCCGAAAGGAGGCCGGAGGGUAAUUACAGUAGAUGAGCGUGCCUCGAUUAUGGAGACCCUCGACGACGUCGGCGCACCCAGCCAGGUUAGCGCCGGUGGUUCCCUGGCCAACACGCUAGUCGGCAUUGCGAAGCUCUCCCGCGCGGCCGCUAAGGAUGUCCGCGUGCUGCUGGGCGGCAGCCUUGGCACCGACACUCUCGGGCAGUUUUUUAACAGCCAAAUGAAAAGAGCUGGAGUACGCUGCCUUCUGGAGACCCAGCAGCACCAUUACCACCACCAUCAUCACCCACAUUCCCCGUAUCGAGAAGACCCAGAAGAAUUGCGGCAUCAGCAUCAGCAGGACUCAGAAGCGGCGGCAGCGCCAGCCAUAGCCAGCAGCAACGGCCAUACCGGAACCGUCAUGGUUUUGACAACGCCUGACGCCCAGCGCUCUUUCCUAUCCUUUUUCACUUCGGAGUCGUUGGUGCUUUCGGAACGAAUACGAACUGCCGUACGUGCCAGUCGUAUGGUGGUUGUGGAGGGCUAUUUAUGGGAGAUGCCUGGCGCGGAGGAGUAUAUCCGGCAAGUGCAGGACUUGGCACAUGCAGCAGGAGCGCAGGUGGCCAUGACAGCGGGUGACCCAGGGGUCGUUUCACGCCACAGAGAGGCUAUGUUGCGGGUCCUCUCACACGGCGUUGACUUGCUCUUCACCAACGAAGACGAGGCGUCGGCGCUGGUGGGUCUACAAGCGGAGCAGGGCAGCGGCAGUAGCAGCAGCGAAGAGGCCGUCGUGAGUAAUGGCGCUCGCGUCGCGGCGGCGCUUGCGGAGCUAUGUCCCAUGGUCGUAGUUACGGCAGGAUCCAAAGGGUCGUACAUUGGCGCCAUGGGCGAGAUUCAUGCCGUACCGCCGUACUGGUUGCCACAGGGUCCUGUGGACACGUGCGGCGCCGGUGACGCUUACGCGGCGGGAUGGCUCUAUGCUUUAUUGACGGGGUACGACAUUCGUACCGCGGGGGAGUUUGCGUCGCGUGUGGCGAGUGCGGUGAUUGGCCAGUACGGCCCGCAUUUGUCAGAUGACGACGCGGAGUUGCUUGUACGGGAGCUUCCGGAGCACCACUUGGGGGCUCCCUUGCGGGCGAAGCUGGGGGGAAGCAUGGACUUGGGAGCUGGCGGGUUUGCCGAUUUCUAAACGAUUCCCUCCGUCUCUUUCUUGGGGAGGACAACUAAUCUAUUGAUGAAUAAUCCAUCUUGAUUUGCGGAAAGGAUCCCGGGCGGUAAUGGACCGGCUUUAUGCUGCGGCAUGAAACGUUACAUCUGCGGAGAGUUGACACGUGUGUACGGAGGGGGAGGGGGGGGUUGACGGCGCCGACUGCGGUCGAUGUUUUGCCCUGUUGCAGCUUUUACCUCCCUAGCGAUGUGUGAGGAUUUUUCGUCACUGCACUCCCGAGGCCUGCUGCUGCUGCUGCUGCAUUUUUCUAUCUGCUUUUUUACACACACAUG
Volvox carteri f. nagariensis is the source of this 1798-nucleotide messenger RNA. RefSeq lists its product as uncharacterized. NCBI's taxonomy places the organism in Eukaryota, Viridiplantae, Chlorophyta, Chlorophyceae, Chlamydomonadales, Volvocaceae. The transcript has 3 exons. The record is from RefSeq and is a predicted model, not a curated record. The coding region runs from base 6 to 1487 and encodes 493 amino acids.